AUGAGUUUCGAAAAUGUUCAAAAUUAUUCCGAAUUAGUCACUGGAUCGUCUCCUACAACCAACAAUUUUCAAGAAUCGUGGAAAAUUUUGGAUUUGCAAAACGAAACCCGUCCCACAAACUGUCAUAACCACCUGGACCUUUCAAACUUGACUUUUUACACCAACACCAGUGACACUGACGCUCGCAUUUUUGGAACUCAGUGUAACAUCGAGAAAAACUGGUCUGCGCUGUUGAUUCUGUUCGUGAUUGCCGUGACCGUCAUGGGGAACAUUCUGGUGAUUCUGGCCGUGUCUUUGGAGAAAAAACUACAAAACGCCACAAACUACUUCCUGAUGUCGUUAGCGGUCGCCGACAUGCUGCUCGGAAUCCUGGUGAUGCCCGUCUCCAUGGUGACCAUCCUCUACGAUUACUCGUGGCCGCUCCCGUCGGUGCUGUGCCCCGUGUGGAUCUACCUGGACGUUCUCUUCUCCACGGCGUCCAUCAUGCAUCUGUGCGCCAUCUCUCUGGACCGCUACAUCGCCAUCAGGAACCCGCUCCACCACAGCCGCUUCAACUCCCACACCAAGGCCCGCGCCAAGAUCACCGCCGUCUGGACCAUCUCCAUCGGUAUCUCCAUGCCCAUCCCGGUCCUCGGCCUCCGCGAUCACUCCAAAGUCUUCAAAGACGGCAGCUGCCUGUUGACGGACGACAGCUUCGUCCUGGUGGGCUCCUUCGUGGCGUUCUUCGUCCCCCUCACGAUCAUGGUGGUCACCUACUUCCUCACCAUCAACGCCCUGCAGAACGAAGCCACCUUAUGCUUGGACCAACUCGUACCCCGCCCGAAGUGGAGCACGACGUUCACUCUAAGCUUCCUCCCGCAAGCUUCGAUAUUCGAGAAGCUAUUCCGCCGAUCUUUAACUCGCGAAACUCAAAGCGGCAACGUUUCUGGACCGACUCACGGACGCCGGACGAUGCAGUCGAUCUCCAACGAACAGAAGGCGUCGAAGGUGUUGGGGAUCGUGUUUUUCCUUUUCGUGAUCAUGUGGUGCCCGUUUUUCAUCACAAACGUUCUCGUGGUCGUUUGCGAUUCGGAGAUGUGCGAUCCCAACUUGAUGUCGGGGCUCCUGAACGUGUUCGUGUGGGUGGGGUACCUGUCCUCCGCCGUGAACCCCCUCGUCUACACGUUGUUUAACAAAACCUACCGCGCCGCUUUUUUACGCUACGUGCGAUGCCGAUAUCACCCGGAGAAAAAGCCGCUCCAGCUGAUCCUCGUGAACACCAUACCCCCGUUGGCGUACAGUUCCACGCAGCUGCCGUUGGGCGACAUCGGAAAGUUACGCAACGGUGUAGGGACGUUUAGCGACGCCAAGAAGUUCAGGUUACCGGGGAGGCAGCAAGAAGACAGGAACGAGAGCAAAGUCUAA
This is a messenger RNA of Boleophthalmus pectinirostris (great blue-spotted mudskipper), 1404 nucleotides long. RefSeq names its product 5-hydroxytryptamine (serotonin) receptor 2A, genome duplicate a (gene htr2aa). The record is from RefSeq and is a predicted model, not a curated record. Gene Ontology annotation, cellular component: plasma membrane; dendrite. Gene Ontology annotation, biological process: chemical synaptic transmission; G protein-coupled receptor signaling pathway, coupled to cyclic nucleotide second messenger. Lineage: Eukaryota; Metazoa; Chordata; Actinopteri; Gobiiformes; Gobiidae. Gene Ontology annotation, molecular function: G protein-coupled serotonin receptor activity; neurotransmitter receptor activity.